This is a messenger RNA of Miscanthus lutarioriparius, 1503 nucleotides long. NCBI's taxonomy places the organism in Eukaryota, Viridiplantae, Streptophyta, Magnoliopsida, Poales, Poaceae. The record is from the annotation of a GenBank genome assembly.
AUGGCGGCGGCCCAGCAUCGUCAGGUGUGGUGGCCGGGGCGGAUGCCGGCGGCGUUCGGACCCUCCUUCCUCUGCCUCGUCUGCCUCAUCUACUUCAUCCAGGGUUUCAGGUCUUUCGUCUGGACAGCUGUCUCCUACCAAAUGAAGGACUUGAUGAUGCUAUCACCCUCCACAUCACAGUUUCUGGUCUCCCUUGCAUAUUUCCCUUGGAGCAUUAAACCUAUAUAUGGGAUCUUGUCAGACUGCAUUCCAAUUAAGCAGAGGAAGCGUAUACCCUAUUUGAUCAUUUCUAGCUGCCUUUCUCUACUUCCGUGGCUUAUCCUUGGACUAUCACAAACUUUAAGGAGCUCAGCCAAUAUGCUUACUGCCUUGCUCGUAGUACAGAAUCUGGGAUCUGCGAUGGCGGAUGUUGUUAUAGAUGCAAUGGUUGCAGAAGCAGUUCGAUCAGCAGGGCCGGAGUUUGCUGGUGAUCUACAGUCAUUAUCUUGGUCAUCGAUGGCUGUAGGUGGGAUUUUCGGGAGCUUGCUGGGAGGAUAUGCAUUAUCCAAUCUCCCAAUACAUGCUAUAUAUGUUGUUUUCUCAGCCCUCCCAUUCUUGCAACUAGUUUCCUGUAUGUUUGUUGAGGAUUCUCCAAAAGGAUUCCACAGUGCAAAUGAUGAACAUAAGUAUGUAGACAAUCAGAGUUCUGUUACUUCCUUUUCUGAAAAAGGCUCUAGUGAAGCACUUAGAUAUGAGGGCACUAGAAGGCGAAAGGGAACUCGUAAAAAUAAUAAAAGGAGAUCACUGUCAAAGCGAACUGAGCCUGAUGAGAAACACAAUGGAUCAAUUAAUUUGUUGCCAAGUUUGUCUCUGAGAUCAGCCUUCUUCAGCCUGUGCACAGCUUUUAAGCAGCCAAACAUUCUGCGGCCUAUGGCAUGGUUUUUCUUUUCAAAUGUAACAAUUCCAAAUAUCUCCACAGUCAUGUUCUAUUAUCAAACAGAGGACCUAAAUUUGGAGGCAUCCUUUCUAGGGACUGCACGUGUGAUUGGGUGGUUCAGUCUAAUGCUUGGCACCUACACCUACAACCGCUAUUUUAAGCAGAAGAAGCUCAGGAAUAUUCUUGUGUUUGCUCACGUCGGUCUUGCCGUAAUUACCCUACUGGACAUUGUUUUGGUGUCACGGUUACACGUUCAGUAUGGAAUUGCCGAUAAGUACAUGGUGCUGUGGGGUUCUGCUUUGGGUGAUGCAAUCAACCAGUUCAAGAUGAUGCCGUUCCUGAUCCUGUCAGGACAGCUUUGCCCACCUGGAAUCGAGGGCACACUGUUUGCUCUCUUCAUGUCAAUCAACAACCUUGGUUCAACAGUAGGUUCAUUCCUGGGGUCUGCUCUGGCAUCAGCUUUGAACCUCACCACAGGACAGUUUGACAAUCUUGCUCUGGGUUUGGGUGUACAGAUGAUUUGUACUCUGUUACCGAUUGGGUUCCUAUCUCUGAUUCCAAAGGAAGUCACAGGACUAACAUCGUAG